UUAUGUUCGCCUGGUACCUAAAAGUGGAUUUUCCAAUUUGUCCCUUCGAAUUCGUUCCGCCAAUACCAACAUAUUCAACCAAACCUCAUUUUGAAGUACCAGGCGAACAGAAUGCAAUAGUAGGUGGUUACUUUUUUUUUAAUAUUUUCAAAUUGCCCGCAAAAGUAUGCUAUAAAAAAUAAGCAAGAGCAACACCACGUUUUGUCUACGAAAUAUUGGCAAAUUUGCUGCUAUGCUAAACCGACAAUAGCCUGAUUACCACGUGUUAUUGAGGUUAAGGUAUAAAUAAAAUUUAUUUUGUAGUAAACGAAAUAGCGUGAAAUUCUAAUAUUUCUACUUUUUUAAUUUUUGGUGUUAGCAUAGCCAACCACGUACGUAGACCGAAGUGUAAAUCAAAUUCAAAUUGUAGUGACGAAUUAUUGUCAUACAGUGAAAUCAUUCCUGCUUUUUAGUUAUCUGUGCUUCAUUAUUCAAAAUUCUGUAGAUAUAAAAAAUACACAUACAGGUAUUGUCACAUAAUAAUUAUAAUAGUAAAUUAAAAUGCCGCCGAAAAAAUCUAAUCUCAACAACGUGAGCAGCAGAGAGGCACGACGCAAACGUGUUGAAAAAGCUCAUCAGUUGCCAGAACAAGUCGAUACAAGAAAUACAGCUCAAAGAAUUAGGACAGCGGAAGGUCGUGCACAAGAAUCUCAAGAACAGCGUAGCGAACGCCUGCAACAGAAUAUUACGAGAACAAGAGCGGCACGAGAACGAAACAUAGAUACAGUACGAGCACAAGAACGACAAAGACAACGGAUCAGCCGCUCAUUAGUACGUACAUCAUUCGUUCGUCUUGCUUUUGAAUAUGCACCAGAUAUUAACUACUCUGCGCAUUCAAAAAUUGCUAUUGGUGGAAUGGAUAAAGUAUGUCAAUAUUGUCAGGCGUUGAAAUUUCGAAAUGAAACUACCGGUAUGUGCUGUGCAGCAGGAAAAGUCGUGCUGCCACCUCUACCCCCUCCGCCAGAACCUUUAUUAUCCCUUCUUGCUGGGAAUUCAAAUGAUUCAAAAUUGUUUUUGCGUAAAAUACGCAAAUUUAAUACUUGCUUCCAAAUGACAUCAUUUGGGGCAACUAAAAUUUGUGAUCUUGCAUCCUAUGGACGUAAUUUUGAAACUACAUUUAAAAUACAAGGCCAGGUGUACCACAAAAUUGGAUCAUUGAUGCCAAUGCCUGAUGGUAAUCCGAAAUUUCUUCAAAUUUAUUUUAUGGGCAAUUGUCAAGAGCGCGCAACGACUCGGUGCCAGUAUAAUUUCAUUGUACAAGCAAAGGAAGAGGCAAUUGUGAUGUUACUGGAAAAUUUUUUAGAAGAUCAGAAUCAACUACUUCAAUUAAUCAAAAGAGUUUCGCCACGAUUGCAAGAUGACAACUACCAAAUCGUUAUAAAAGCCGAUAAAGUACCAUUAGGUGAACAUGCUGGAAGAUUCAACGCUCCAACUAUUGAUGAGGUUGCUGUCAUCAUGGUUGGUGAUCCAAUUGACAAAAGAUCCAUAAAAAUUACUCGGAGAGACAACACUAUCAGUACGAUUUCAGAUCUACACCGUUCAUAUGAUGCACUACAAUAUCCAUUGAUAUUUUGGCAAGGACAGGAUGAAUAUCACCUUAACAUCAAACAGUUUGAUCCUAAUACCGGUGAUUAUGGAAAUAAAAAAGUAAGCUCAAUGAACUAUUACGCACACCGAAUAAUGAUUAGACUAAAUCAAGACAACUGUAUCCUUCGAUAUCGUCAGCUAUUCCAUCAAUACAUUGUUGAUAUGUAUGCUAAGGUUGAAAGCGAACGCUUGCGAUUCAUUCGAUUCAACCAGGCUAAAUUACGAUCAGAAGAAUAUAUUCACUUACGAGAUGCUGUUGCUGGAAAUAUAGACGAAAUUGAAAUCCUUAAUUGAUUUUAUUGUUAAAUAUUCAAUUUUCGGUAUCCUACGUUGUUAGCUGUAUACGAUUGAGUGGCAAAAGCGAGGUUUGCCUCAUGCUCACAUUUUGAUUUGGCUUGAAGAUAAAAUCCGCCCAGAAGAAAUUGAUCAAAUAAUAUCAGCUGAAAUUCCAGACCCAUUAAUUGAUCCAGAAUUAUUUGAUGUUGUCACUAAACACAUGAUCCAUGGGCCAUGUGGUGCUUUUAAUAUCACGUCGCCAUGCAUGGAAAAUGGAAAAUGUAAGAAAAAUUUCCCAAAGCCGCAUACGAAUGACACUAUCACGGAUAUUGAUGGUUAUCCUAUAUAUCGCCGCAGAAAUACUGAGAAUGGUGGCCACACAUUUACAAUGCGACUGCCAAAUUAUCCAAAUCAAACAGAAUUUGAUAAUCAGUGGGUGGUACCAUAUUCACCAUUACUUUCAAAAACUUAUAAAGCUCAUAUCAACGUCGAGCUUUGCAGUUCUGUAAAAUCAAUUAAGUACAUAUGUAAAUAUGUAAACAAAGGCAAUGAUUUGGCCAUAUUUGAAGUACAAGAUAUACAUAAAAAUGACGAAAUAGCACGAUACCAAAUGGGUAGAUAUAUUAGCAGCAACGAAGCUAUUUGGCAUAUUCUCAGCUUUCCUAUACACGAAAGAGAUCCGUCUGUCCAGCAUCUAGCAAUACAUCUUGAAAACGGUCAACGUGUAUACUUCACUGAAGAAGAUCUUUUCCAAAGAGCGUUCGAGGCCCCAAAAACGACACUAACUGAAUUUUUUACAUUGUGUCAAAGAUCUGAUGUUUUUGGCCGAUUCGCAAAAACAUUACUAUAUGGUGAUGUUCCGCGUUAUUUCACAUGGAACAAAUUCAGUAAAAAAUGGGAAUCACGAAAACAAGGAAAACCACAUCCUUCUAUUCCAGCCAUAUUCAAAGCUAAGACAUUGGGGCGACUUUACACAGUACAUCCAAAACAAAGUGAGUGCUUCUAUUUACGUUUGUUAUUGGUGAAUGUGCAUGGACCAACAUCAUUUGAAUUUCUGCGAACAGUUAAUGGUCGAGUAUUCAAUACAUACCAAGAUGCAUGUCGCGAACUGCAAUUGCUAGAAGACGAUAACCAUUGGGACUUAGCGCUUGCUGAUGCUGCGUUGACAUCAAUGCCCAAUAACAUUCGUCAGCUGUUUGCAAUUAUUUUGACGACGUGUUAUCCAUCGCAAGCACAAACUUUGUGGGAAAAAUAUAAAAAUUGCAUGACAGAAGACAUAUUGCACCGAAUUAGACAAGCAGAACAAAGCCAAAACAUAGAUUACACGCCAGAGAUGUAUAAUGAAGCAUUGGUGUUAAUCGAGGAUUUAUGUGUUCUAAUUUCAAAUUUACCACUUAAUCAUUAUGGUAUACCAUCACCUAAUCGCCCAGCUACUGACUUAGUCAAUAUCGAUUUACAACGAGAACAACAAUAUGACCAUGAAAAUUUAGCAACGAUUAUCACGAACAGUGAGCCAUUACUGACAACAGAACAAAAAAAUAUUUAUGAUCGGAUUAUGUUGGCUGUUGCUGCUGAACAAGGCGGUUUUUUUUUCUUGGACGCACCAGGUGGAACCGGUAAGACAUUUUUAAUAUCGUUGAUUCUUGCCGAAAUACGGUCGCAACAGAAAAUCGCAUUAGCAGUUGCAUCGUCAGGUGUUGCGGCUACUUUACUGGAUGGUGGGCGAACGGCACAUUCAACAUUUAAGCUGCCAUUAGAUAUUCAUCAUAAGCCAGAUGCAAUGUGUAACAUCAAAAAGAAUAGUGGAAUAGCUGCAGUGUUGCGGAAGAGUUCUAUAAUAAUUUGGGAUGAGUGCACAAUGGCGCACAAAUAUUCACUUGAAGCAUUACAAAGAACUAUGCAGGAUUUAAACAGCAAUAAUAAUCUUUUCGGUGGUACUAUAUUACUUUUGUCUGGUGAUUUCUAUCAAACCUUGCCGGUUAUACCUCGCUCAACUUUCGCGGAUGAGAUUAAUGCAUGUUUGAAACAAUCAUUCUUAUGGCGAAGUGUUGAAACACUUCGAUUAACCAUAAACAUGCGAGUACAGCUGCAAAAUGAUCCAUCAGCACAAAUAUUUUCGGAGAAAUUACUAGAUAUUGGAAACGGUAAAAUAGAACUGCAACCAAAUACGCAAUGCAUCAAACUGCCAGAAAAUUUUUGUACUGUUCUUCAAGAUAAAAAUGAAUUAAUUCAGAGUAUUUUUCCAGAUAUACAGAAUAAUUACUUGAAUCAUAACUGGCUCAGUCAUCGGGCGAUUUUGACAUCCAAAAAUGUUGAUGUAGACGAAAUUAACUUACAGAUACAACAGUUCAUACCAGGCGAUCUGAUGUCUUUUAAAUCAAUCGAUACUGUUGUUAAUGAAGAUGAAAGUGUAAAUUUUACAACUGAGUUUUUAAAUUCAUUAGAUCUACCUGGAAUGCCACCCCACAAUCUUCAAUUGAAGAUUGGUUCCCCGAUUAUUCUGCUACGUAAUUUGAAUCCACCUCAAUUAUGCAACGGUACACGUUUAAUCAUCAAAAAGAUCACCGGAAAUAUUCUCGAAGCAACCAUUUUAGCUGGGAAGUUUAAAGGAAAAGUGGUCCUGUUGCCACGUAUUCCAAUAAUACCGUCGGAUUCUACAAUACCUUUCAAACGGCUACAGUUUCCAAUUCGUUUAGCUUUUGCCAUGACGAUAAAUAAGUCUCAAGGCCAAACAAUGUCCAUUUGUGGUUUGGAUUUAGAAAGUCCGUGCUUUUCUCAUGGACAAUUAUAUGUUGCAUGUUCACGUGUUGGAAAACCGUCAAAUCUAUUUGUGUUAGCAAAAGACAGGUUAACCAAAAAUAUUGUGCACCAAUUAGUACUAAAUUAAAUUGAAAUUGAAAGUAUAUAUAGUUUAAAAUAAUAAAUAUUACUGUUAGAGACUUAAGACUAUCUGCCUUACCUACAGUUCUUCUUUAAUUGUAUACUUCAAUAUAAUAUUACAAUAACUUUAGCUACAGCAACGCGUAGCCGGGUCUGCUAGU
This is a messenger RNA of Drosophila ficusphila, 4943 nucleotides long. RefSeq lists its product as uncharacterized. NCBI's taxonomy places the organism in Eukaryota, Metazoa, Arthropoda, Insecta, Diptera, Drosophilidae. The record is from RefSeq and is a predicted model, not a curated record. Gene Ontology annotation, biological process: telomere maintenance; DNA repair. The transcript is spliced from 2 exons. Gene Ontology annotation, molecular function: DNA helicase activity. The coding region runs from base 2123 to 4789 and encodes 888 amino acids.